Messenger RNA from Phymastichus coffea, 3903 nucleotides. RefSeq names its product RAC-beta serine/threonine-protein kinase B (gene Akt). The transcript is spliced from 7 exons. Gene Ontology annotation, biological process: protein phosphorylation. The record is from RefSeq and is a predicted model, not a curated record. Gene Ontology annotation, molecular function: protein serine/threonine kinase activity; ATP binding. Bases 351 to 1964 code for a protein of 537 amino acids. Lineage: Eukaryota; Metazoa; Arthropoda; Insecta; Hymenoptera; Eulophidae.
GCCUUGGUAACAUUCAUUUUCACUUCCCAAAAUAAUUUAGUACGUUUUCAAAGCCAAUUCGAGUCGAGGAGUCAAGCUUCUUAACCUGCAAAGUUGAAAAUUACGAGUGUACUUAAAUCCUAUGAAAAUUGCUGAUUGAGAAAAAGAGAACAAAGAAUGAGAGACUUAUCGUGUGGUCGGCAGUGUGCUAGCGCACGCAUGUGACACACGUAAACAGUGUAAGUGCGUGCUGUACCUAUACGGUCGAGCGGCAGUUGCGCAUUUUCCUGGACGAACAGAGAGCGAGAGUGACGGCAAGCUGAGAUAGCAGCAACAUCCUCGUCUUCGUCGUCUUCGCCGCGCGGAGGGCUAUGGGCGACGCAGCGAUGAAUGACGCCACAUCUAGCGGACAACGGAUCGUCAAGGAAGGAUGGCUACAGAAACGAGGAGAGCACAUAAAAAACUGGAGAUCACGAUAUUUUGUAUUACGAGAUGACGGAACAUUAGUUGGUUUUAAAACAAAACCAGACCAUUUGAUGGCAGCUGCAGCAGCGCCAUUGAAUAAUUUUACUGUACGAGGAUGUCAAAUUAUGGCUGUUGACAGACCUAAGCCUUACACAUUUGUUAUAAGGGGUUUACAAUGGACAACAGUCAUUGAAAGGACGUUUCAUGUUGAAACAGAAAAAGACAGAGAAGACUGGGUUAAUGCUAUAAAAUAUGUAGCAGAUAAACUUGCAAAUGAAGGGCCUGCACAAUCAGGUCAACCUCCAUUGCAACAAUCUUCUUCUUCUGAAGAUGUUGAUAUGGAAUCAACAGAAGGAGGAAGAUCUGACUCAAUGAAUUCUUUAGGGUUAGUACCUAAUGAUGGUAGUAUUGAUGAACUUUCAGCAAAGUUCAGUGUUCAAGGAACAUCAAAUAGCAAAGGUUCUGGCAAAAAGAAAGUUACUUUAGAAAACUUUGAGUUUUUAAAAGUUUUGGGUAAAGGCACAUUUGGUAAAGUUAUCCUAUGCAGAGAAAAGGCGACAGGUCAUUUGUAUGCUAUUAAAAUUUUAAGAAAAGAGGUAAUUAUUAGAAAAGACGAAGUAGCGCACACAUUGACAGAAAACAGAGUUUUAAGAACUACAAGUCAUCCAUUUUUAAUAUCAUUAAAAUAUAGUUUCCAAACUGCCGAUAGACUUUGUUUUGUGAUGGAGUACGUCAACGGUGGCGAGCUAUUCUUUCAUUUGAGUCGGUCGCGUAUUUUCACAGAGGACCGAACUAGAUUUUACGGUGCCGAAAUCAUUUCAGCACUUAGUUACUUGCAUUCCCAAGGAAUCAUUUAUCGAGAUUUGAAACUUGAAAAUCUCUUACUUGAUAAAGAUGGUCACAUAAAGAUUGCAGAUUUUGGACUAUGCAAAGAAGAUAUAACGUAUGGAAGAACAACGAAAACAUUUUGCGGAACUCCUGAAUACUUGGCACCGGAAGUAUUGGAAGAUAUUGACUACGGCAGAGCCGUAGAUUGGUGGGGUGUAGGAGUAGUCAUGUAUGAAAUGAUGUGCGGAAGACUUCCAUUUUAUAACAAAGAUCACGAAAAACUUUUCACCCUUAUCCUUGUAGAAGCUGUAAGAUUUCCUAAAACUUUAAGUCCUGAAGCUAAAGAUAUGUUGGGAGGUUUACUAAUAAAGGACCCAAAUAGAAGACUAGGCGGAGGGCCAAACGACGCAAAGGAGAUAAUGGAGCACGCGUUUUUCUCAUCGAUAGACUGGAAUGACUUGGUACAAAAGAAGAUCCCACCGCCAUUCAAACCGCAAGUAACCUCGGACACGGACACGCGUUACUUCGACAGCGAGUUCACGGGUGAAAGCGUGGAAUUAACACCACCGGAUCAGGGAUGCCUCGGUAGCGGCCUCAACUCAAUCGCCGAGGAACAAGAACAUUUCCCGCAAUUCUCAUACCAGGAUGGCUCGGGUGCCAACUCGUCAGUAUCAAUGUCUCACAAUCCGUGACAGCCCCGGACUCUCGUUAUCUUUUUUGUACAUUUUGACGAUUCCUGAUUAUUGGACACUGCCCGUCUCCAAUUCCUUUUCGUUGUUUUUUUUUGUAAUUUAUUACUAGACCGUGGAAGUAUUAACGUCACUGCUUUUUUUGGAAAAAAAUUUCGUAGGUUUUUUGUAGGGAAAACUAACGUAUUUUUAUCAAAAUUUUCGAAGACGGGUAGGAAUCUUUUUAAUCGGGUGCACGACAAUGAUCAAUCAAUCAAUCAAUGGUGUCGCCUUUUACAUGUCUGUGAUGCUCGAACAGCUCAUGAUAAUUUUUUUAACGAAUAUAAAACGAUGUUAACAUAUCUCAUACAAUAACCUGGCAGGCUCAAUUAUAUUAUUAACUUCUCUUGACGCGCGAAAAAGAGUUGUCUUAAAAUCUUUUCUUUCAAUCGAUACUGACUCCGUUAGUAGUCUGUACAAUGCAUAAUUUAUUGCGCGUCAUUUUCGUUGAUUAUAUAGAUUUUAGAUAAUACGUUAUCAAUUGAUGCUGAUCAAUUUUCAUUUUUUCUCAUUAGUGAGUAUGAUUUGUAAUGCUGUUAUAAAGUAAAUUCUUUUCGAAUUUGUACCUACUAUGUACACUUACACACAGUUGAUUGAAAUCGAUUCUGCCACAAAUUUUUAGUUAUAAUACUUAUAUACAUAUACAUAUACAUAUAUAUAUAUAAAUUAUAUAAAUUUGUAUAAAUUAUAUAUAUUUAUAUAUAAUUGUAUGUAUAUGCACACGUUUUAUUGUUUAUCUUAUUUUCUUCUUUCAAAGCGAUUUAUUUGUCAAAGUUUUAAGACUACUCUAAUUUCUUGAUAAUAAAUUAAUGAACUGUUUUAAUGAUAAUUUUUGUCUGAUGAAUGAUGACGUUGUUUUGCGUUUUACUGGGAAAGCGAAAAAAUACUGCUUACGUGAUAAAGGUCAUGGCUGCAAUCGAGUUAUUUGUACAUUAAGAAAGUUUUACGCGAAAAAGCCUUUUACAAAUAAAAUUUAUAAGUAAAUAUGCUCAUAAGUAUCAGAACUGAAUGCUGGUUUCUUUAAUUUCUUUUACCAUCCUUAUCCUCUAUAGUUCCUCUCUUAUUAUUAUCAGUUUGGUUUUAGUAUUUUCCAGCAAACGUUAUUUUUGCAUGGUUUGUAGACUUAAUAAAACUCUUGUAAUUUGUUUUGCAAGUUCAAUAGUGUAUCAAAACGUAGAGUGACAAUAGUAGCUAGUUGAAACAGAAAAAUUAAAAAGAAUACGUUGAUUUUUUGCUUCUAGAAAGUCGUAGCACCAGAACAUAACAGCGUUGGCGAAGCUGCCGUUUAUUGUGGUGGCGCAUAUCAAAGGCGGUGGUGGUGAAUUCUAAUGUAAAAAAUCGUUUUCCACUCGAGACUUGUUUACGUUUUACGCUCGAGUGAGAGAAAAAUCCUUCGUGUUAGGGCUGAAAGGCUCUAGACACACUGUAUAAAAGAUUUUUUUGUAUUCUAAAAUUGUGUACUGAUAAUAAAAUUAAAAAACUUUUUUUAUUGUACCUGUAAAGUUCAUUUUAGUCAAAGAUUAUUUUAUUGAAAGUUUUAUUGAAACAAAGAAAAAUUUAAUAUAAUUUUCUUUUUAUUUUUAAUCUCGCAUCUAUUUAGAUUUAUUCCGAUAUUUAAGAUAUGAUUUAUUAUAAAGUAACUAAUAUGACCAUUCGUUGCAAAACAUCUUUUAAGUUAUAAACAAACUAAUUUAUUUGAGCAGAUAUGACAAUUUACAUUUUCAAACUCUGUCAAUGAUCUUGCUCUCUUUGUCACGCUUGCUUCAAAUCCAAGUGAAUUUUAUUGUAAACUAUCAUUUUCUUCAAUCCAUAGCCCAGUCUAUGAAAAUCUGAUCUUUCUGAUUGUAUUGGAAUGAAUUUUUCUCUUCCAUUACACCUGGUUGAGUCACUUAUAAUCUGGAUU